Molecule: messenger RNA, 1200 nt
Organism: Dichomitus squalens LYAD-421 SS1
Lineage: Eukaryota; Fungi; Basidiomycota; Agaricomycetes; Polyporales; Polyporaceae
Product: FAD/NAD(P)-binding domain-containing protein
Exons: 4
Molecular function (GO): monooxygenase activity
Source: RefSeq, a predicted model, not a curated record
GUCAUCAUCGUUGGCGGCGGGCCUGCAGGCUGCGCAACUGCGCUCUCAAUAGCCAGACGAACACCAGAGGGAUCUGUCCGUAUAUUGAUCAUCGACGAUGCGGACCCAAGUGCCUACAAGAUCGGCGAAUCACUUCCCGCUGCAGCAAGACGUUCGUUAUCCAUGCUCGAUCCAUCGCUACUCCCCCGCCUGACCGAGGACACCUCUCGUGGUCUGCACGACGUUUGCACGGGGAAUGCUUCUGCGUGGGCGAGUGCGGACCUGCACGAAACAUACUCACUCAUGAACCCUUACGGCGCGGGGUGGCACCUCGAUCGCGCGCGUUUCGACGAUAUGUUGCGCCAAACCUGCGGAUCUAUGCUCUGGAGAGGCAAGGUCGUGGGAGUACGUCGGGCGGACAGGGGAGGGGUCGAAGGCUCGCCCGUCUUCGGGUGGGAUAUCGACGCAAAACCUGCCGGAACAAGUUCAAUGAAGACGUUCCGCACGAGAUGGUUGGUAGACGCGACCGGCCGCAAAGCAUCUGUAGCGCAGAAGAUCGGGGCCAAGAUGCGCAAACAUUCCGACCUCCUCGCGUUCUACGUCGUCUUCGACAGGAUUGAUCCCGACUCGGAUCGUGCGGACGACAACGACACCCGUACCCUCAUCGAAGCUGCUUCAAGCGGCUGGUGGUACUCAGCCCGUCUCCCCCAUGGGAAGCGUCUCGUCAUGUACACGACCUCCCCGUGGGAUGCGACAGCCCGUGUCGCGCGCACCGCCGCUGGCUUCCUAGACAUGCUCCAGUCGGAUACCGUCCACAUAUCCCACUCUCUAUGCGAGAUGCCGCUCUACGAGAUGUCUCCAGGGACGAAGUUCACACGGUGCACUACGGCGGCGUCAUCGAUCCUGGACCCAUACGCGUCAUGGGAGCCGCAAGGCAAAUCCGGAGGCGGUAGCGGGCUCGAAGACGAUCACCAAGGACGAGGCUGGUGCGCCGUUGGCGAUGCAGCGCUUGCGUUCGACCCGCUCUCAUCACAGGGGAUCAUCACCGCUUUGAAUGCCGGUGCAUUCCUUGGUUCGGUGCUGGCAUGUCACUUGCACCCAUCUACUGCAGAGAGCCCUCACCUAGAAGGCAGUGAGGCUGUGCGAGAGAUACAGCAAGCGUACGAGCGCGUGCGGGAGAAGUACGAAGAGGGCCGCGCAUACUACUAUCGCAUUGUCAGG